Frankliniella occidentalis (western flower thrips) is the source of this 1638-nucleotide messenger RNA. RefSeq lists its product as uncharacterized. The annotation marks the transcript as partial. Lineage: Eukaryota; Metazoa; Arthropoda; Insecta; Thysanoptera; Thripidae. The transcript is spliced from 2 exons. The record is from RefSeq and is a predicted model, not a curated record.
GCGCGUCGCCCACGCUGCGCGACACGGGGCGCGGGCUGCGCGCGGAGCAGUGGGCGCGCUUCUGCGGCCGCCACGUGUGCGCCGAGCUGAUCGAGCGGCUAGCGCGGCAGCGGCUGCUGGACCGGGGCACGGCCUACGGCCGCUGGGGCUCGGAGCCCGAGCUGCAGGCCGCGCUGGGCCGCGUGCAGCAGGCGCGCCAGGCGCCGCAGCCGCCGCCCUCGCGCUCCAUCAAGUCGCGGGUGCGGCGCGCCUUCCGCUCCGGCACCGCCACCGACCUGCCGAUGGCGCCGUCCUCCUCGCCGUCCGCGCCCGCCUCCGGGGCCGCCUUCUCGCUCGUCACGCAGCUGACGGGCGCGGGGCUGUGCGCCUCCACGCCGGCCCUGCCCGUGCCCGCCAUGCCCCCCGUCGUCAAGUCCCUCCUCAGGCCGCUCAGCGUGCCCCGCCUCCAGGUGACGCUUGCCCGCGCUAGCUAGCGCUCCGCGAGAAGGGUGAGCAGCACAAAAAAGUAGCUAGGCCGAGGUGUGCUGUGCCGGUUUAACACCAUUAACUGUGUGCGUGUGUGUAGCUGCUGAUGUGUGUGCAUCUGCACUCCUUCCCGUUUCGUACUAACCCAGUUCAGAAGGUCGCCCCUCCUCCGCCUGACUCACCCAACGACGCCUGGCUAACAAACAACAACAGCAACAGUAAAUACUCCACCGCCUCUCACAUGACUUCGUCAUAAAAGUAAGAACGGGUUCCGCGCGGUUGCAAUGGGCCCGCCCGACCCAUCGCGUCGAGCCAAGCCGCUGCCCAAAAGGAGGCCGUCGCGAUGGUCGCAGCCGGGCCGGAGGUAUGGACGCGGACUGAGGGAGGUAGACGUCCGCGCGAUGGGCUAUGGCCACAGCGGCCUUUGACUCGAUGCCAACAGCCGUCCCGUCGUCGUUUCCCGCGUCACUUCACCGAACCUUCACCGCCCGCCGCGCCCCGCCCCGCGUCUGCCCGCGCCGUGUCGUUCCCCCGCAGUGAACCUCAGCUGUACGCGCCGCUGGUGGCCUGUUGCAGAGCAGGCGUCCCCCAGCUGGAGCGCAGGUGCGGCAGGCCUACCCUCUGGCCGAGGCCCGCGCCCAGCCUCUGGCGAGGCCUCUGGCUCAGCUGGCCGAGGCCAGUAAGGCUUAAAAAGCCCAACCUGCAACCCACGCGCCGCGCCACGACGGUACAACCUGCAUGCCACUUUCCUCUCUCUCUCUCUUUUCUAUUUUUUCUGGUCUAUCUCUACUUGUUUUUUUCCUGACUCUCUCUUCCACCUCGUUUACACCCACACUCUUAUUACUGCAUUUCUUUCGUUUGGACCGUGUUGUUCCGAAACAUUGCGCAGGAGACGCUGGUAACGCAUUCCGGCGAGCACGCACGCAGCGCCCCCGCGGGGGCCGACAUGCACGUCUCACACUUGUGCUGAUUGACUCCUCGGCAGGGAGGCGGUCUUCUCACCCACUAACACACUCACACUACUACUGAUCCACGGGGCAGUGAGCUCGGCACCCGCUAGUCCAGAUCUGGAUCAUCCUCCCAUCCCGCAGGGCGAAGGCCGUCAGAUCUGGACUCGCGCCCGGGUGGUGCUCUGCGCGCCGCGACUGAGCCGGCGUGUGCGUGCACGUUGUG